AUGGGUUCCGCUUUGUCAGCGGAGGAAAAAACGGUGCAUGACUUUUUGUUAUGCACUGCUGAGAAGCAGGGAGAAAAGAUUCCCUCCGAUGCGCUGUCCCAGUUGUUGAAGUGGAGACAAAGGCGCGGGUUUUUUAUUACCCCAAGUACUGUUUUGGAUACAGCCGUUUGGGAGCGGGUGGGAUCUGAACUAUGGGAGUCUGUCUCGCAUGGCGACAAAGAAGCCCCAUCCCUGAGCCAAAUAUGGCGCAAAACAAAAAGGGUUGUAGAGACACUCGCCGCGGAGGCAGAAGUGCAGGCGGCAGUUAAUAAUAUUUUUCAGCGAAAAGAGGAGCCGCCCUGUGUGUUGCCGGUUGGCGCCCGAGAGUUCUUUGGGGGAGAAGAGGCUGUAAUUCCGCUAGCCCCCAGUGCGCCUGAAGUCGAUCCUAGCACCGUCCCGCUCCCUCAGGAUUCAGAUGAAUCCUUGGAAAAAAUGGAAGCCAUCAAUGCAGGGACGGUUGAAUUCCAGGAGGAGAUCAGAAGGCAGGGUUGUCAAUUGCAAGAAAUGUUAAAUAAAUUGUCCCAGAUGGUCGGGGAGGACCAUCCUCCGCAAUCUCGUACAUUAAAGACUCUGCACGAAAUGUCUGAGCCGGGUUUGUCUAAUUUUCAGAGAGCUUAUAAGACUAAACCGCCCGAUAAAACCCCACCCUCGGGUGAUGUUGUCACCCCCUGUCGUCGCUACGGGCGUUGGGGGUGUAAUGUGGAAUGUACUGAGCGGGAUAACCCCUUUGUGGGCAAGCCGCGGGAACUUGGCCAUCCCUUUAUUAAUAAGCCACCAACAUAUUCUUCUGAUGAUGUGGGUCCAGGGUCUCCGGAUCCGGUGCGGCGGUGGCAUGGGCUUAUAAAGGAAGCCCACAUAGAAGGAGAAUUCUUACCUAAUGCCUUCCCAGUUAUUACACCGGACCCGAACAACCCUGCUAGGCGACAGUGGGCACCAUUGGACUGGAAACUUGUCCGUGAGGCACAAAAAUCAAUAAUGUCCUACGGCAUGAAUAAUCCAUAUGUACAGUCCCUCAUAGAGCAGGUGUUCAUCGGACAAGCUAUGUGCCCUUAUGAUUCGUUAAAGUUUGCUGACAUGCUUCUAACACCCACUCAAAGGCUAUUGUGGAAGGAUAAUUGGUCAAAGCGUGUGGAAAUGGCUCUCAUACGCAAUAUUGAUUUAUCUGAGGACAAUCUGCUGCGUUAUGCCACUCAGGAUAUGCUUAUGGGAACUGGAGUUUAUGCGGACCCGCAACGGCAAGCUCGUCUUGAUCCUCAGAUUUUACAACAGUCGCAGGGAUUGGCCUUGGCCGCUUUUAAGGAUGUACCUCAUAUGGGUAAACCGAUCCCACCGUACGCAAAAAUUGUCCAGGAUCCCUCAGAGCCUUAUUCAACAUUUCUCGAUCGACUUAGAGAAGCAAUAGACCGCUCCCCUAAUUUGACGGCCGAAGCGAAGACAGCUGUUGGGCUCGAUCUUGCUACACAAAAUGCCAAUGCUGUUUGUCGUCAUAUCUUGGCUACCUUGCCAAAAACUGCUUCCCUAACCGAAAUGGUGGAAGCCUGUAACAGAGCGUCGAUAUACAAGGAGACAGAUAAAGCGGAAAUACAUGCAAAGGCUCACGCGUUAGCACUGGCAGUGGCCCUUUGA
Molecule: messenger RNA, 1665 nt
Organism: Gopherus evgoodei (Goodes thornscrub tortoise)
Lineage: Eukaryota; Metazoa; Chordata; Testudines; Testudinidae
Product: endogenous retrovirus group K member 7 Gag polyprotein-like
Exons: 1
Coding region: 1-1665 (554 amino acids)
Biological process (GO): viral process
Source: RefSeq, a predicted model, not a curated record